AUGCAGGCCCGUCUGUUUGCCCGCUCAACGGGUGAGCUCAGCCCAGACGCAUUCACCCGAGCCACAACAUCGGACCUCGUCCGGUCAUUCGCCGCGGCUCCCCACCACCGAUUUGAUGGUGAGGGUGCCGAGCCGGAGGUGGAAGGCCGCCAUACAUCCAUCUGGGCCCACCGAAUCGGUGUCAAUGCUUUGGCUCUGGACAAGUUUGAUGGCCGCCUCCUUCUUUCCGGUGGUGCAGAUGGCUCCGUGAAACUUUGGGAUCUUCAUCAAGAGGGAAAUGCCCGUGAAUCUCAUGUCUUCCGACCCAUCGCCAAUGUUGCCCGCUCCGUGGGGGACGAGGCCAACGCCCAUAAGCACGGCAUCACCCAUCUUGACUUUUACCCCUUUGACUCCGAGGCCUUUCUCUCCAGCUCAUUCGAUCGUUCACUCAAACUAUGGUCUACUCAGCGGAUGGUUGUGUCGGCCAACUUCGACCUGAACGCGAACAUAUACACUCAUGCAACCAGUCCUAUCGCCAAUCACCUCUUGGUCGCCUGUGCAACCCAGCAUUCAUCUGUUCGCCUGGUAGACCUCAAAUCAGGAUCUUCCAUUCAAUCUCUUGUCGCUCACGGAGGUGCCGUCCUCUCGGCAGCUUGGAGCCCUCGCCACGAACAUACACUUGCCACUGGUCACGUUGACGGAAAGGUUCGCGUGUGGGACAUUCGGCGCGCCUCUGGCUUGGUCAGCCAGCUCGACCAAGAAGAUAGUCUCGGUGUAAUACAUCGCUUCGACCAUGCCAUGGCAUCUGGGCUUGAUUGGAACCGCACUCCCCAUUUCCGCAGCUCAGCUCGAGCGCACAACGAGGGCGUCAACGGCUUGACUUGGACCGACGACGGCAAGUACAUCAUAUCAGCCGGCCUCGAUCGUCGGAUUCGCGUAUGGGACGCGGCUACUGGCGCAAACACGCUAGCUAGUUUCGGUUCCGUCGUACAGAAUAGGCAGCCCAAGACCGUGAGCCUGUUUGUUACGCCCGCCCGGCUGACUCCGGCACGUCGAGACCUCCUAUUCUACCCGAACGAGCAAGAGAUACUGGUUAUGGACCUGCACGAAGGCACUUUGGUAUCGCGCUUACGUGUGCCGGGGCCCUCAGGGGUGGCUGGAAGUCAGGGCAGUAGCGGCCUGAAUGUGAAGAAUCGAACCAUGAGCAUGGUAUGGCGUGGCAGCGGUGGCCACGGGCUUCCAAAGGGCCCUGUGAUGGGUGGUGGAAGUUCCUUCGGUGCAACUUACACCGCUCACUUGGACGGCCAGAUACGUUCAUGGAUGCCUCGGCUACCUGGGGCUGAAGACGACGAUGCAGCCCCUGACCCCAAGAUGCAGACGAAGAAGAAAAGACACGUAAGCGCAAGGCCCUCGAUGACGCCUUCAGGAGCUUGA
Molecule: messenger RNA, 1413 nt
Organism: Colletotrichum spaethianum
Lineage: Eukaryota; Fungi; Ascomycota; Sordariomycetes; Glomerellales; Glomerellaceae
Product: DNA excision repair protein ckn1
Exons: 2
Coding region: 1-1413 (470 amino acids)
Biological process (GO): protein polyubiquitination; transcription-coupled nucleotide-excision repair; proteasome-mediated ubiquitin-dependent protein catabolic process
Cellular component (GO): nucleotide-excision repair complex; Cul4A-RING E3 ubiquitin ligase complex
Molecular function (GO): protein binding
Source: RefSeq, a predicted model, not a curated record